UGGAUCCACGAGAAGGGAGAGAAUAAAGUAGACCCUGAUUUUGGAACCUGAAGACCAAGGUUCAAGACCAGCUCUGCUGCUUCUAGCUGUGGGGCCUUGGGCGGACGGCCCUGGGCCUUAGCUUAUUUUCCUGUGAAAUGGAAAUGAUGGCAAUCCCUCCCUGUGCAGGUCAUUACAAGUGAGGAUAUAAUGACCCAGGGGUUGUAAAACGAUUUUAUCAACCACACCAUCAUUAAGGGCGCCCAUUUCCAGGUUCUUCCAGGCCUCCAGGCUCCCAAGGCCUGAGUGGGUGGCACUCGGGUAGACGCAUCUCCGCGAGAGGCCGAGGACACAGCCAGCAUGAACUGGACAUUUCUGCAGGGCCUCCUGAGUGGGGUGAACAAGUACUCCACAGCGCUGGGCCGCAUCUGGCUGUCGGUGGUGUUCAUCUUCCGCGUGCUGGUGUACGUGGUGGCUGCCGAGGACGUGUGGGACGACGAGCAGAAGGACUUCGUCUGCAACACCCGCCAGCCAGGCUGCCCCAAUGUCUGCUACGACCACUUCUUCCCUGUGUCCCACGUGCGCCUCUGGGCCCUGCAGCUCAUCCUGGUCACGUGCCCCUCGCUGCUCGUGGUCAUGCACGUGGCCUAUCGCGAGGAGCGGGAGCGGAGGCACCGCGAGAAACACGGACCCAAUGCCCCAUCCCUGUACAACAACCUGAAUAAGAAGCGGGGCGGGCUCUGGUGGACAUACUUGCUGAGCCUAAUCUUCAAGGCUGCCGUGGACUCGGCCUUCCUCUACAUCUUUCAUCGCCUCUAUGAGAAUUACAACAUGCCACGCGUGGUGGCCUGCAGUGUAGACCCUUGUCCCCAUAUUGUGGACUGUUACAUCUCCAGGCCCACAGAGAAGAAGAUCUUCACCUACUUCAUGGUGGGCACAGCUGCCAUCUGCAUUCUGCUCAACCUCAGUGAGGUCACCUACCUAGUGGGCAAGAGGUGCAUGGAGAUCCUGGGUCCCAGAGGCCGGAAGUCUCGGCACCGGCAUCACCUGCCUGACACGUGCCCACCCUAUGUGAUCUCCCAGGAAAGGCACCCCCAGGAUGGGAACUCUGUCCUAACGAAGGCUGGGUCGGCCCUCAUGGACGAAAGUGGGUAUCCAUAA
This is a messenger RNA of Fukomys damarensis (Damara mole-rat), 1140 nucleotides long. It is a transcript of the gene Gjb4, whose product is annotated as gap junction protein beta 4. The coding region runs from base 340 to 1140 and encodes 266 amino acids. Gene Ontology annotation, biological process: cell communication. Gene Ontology annotation, cellular component: connexin complex. The record is from RefSeq and is a predicted model, not a curated record. Lineage: Eukaryota; Metazoa; Chordata; Mammalia; Rodentia; Bathyergidae. Gene Ontology annotation, molecular function: gap junction channel activity. The transcript is spliced from 2 exons.